Recurvomyces mirabilis is the source of this 483-nucleotide messenger RNA. RefSeq lists its product as uncharacterized. Bases 1 to 483 code for a protein of 160 amino acids. The record is from RefSeq and is a predicted model, not a curated record. The transcript has a single exon. Gene Ontology annotation, cellular component: membrane. Lineage: Eukaryota; Fungi; Ascomycota; Dothideomycetes; Mycosphaerellales; Teratosphaeriaceae.
AUGACAUCCUACCUCCCCAACCUCGCCCGCGACAACAUCUCCUUCUACCUUAUCCCCGCCGCCUGGACCAUCGCCCUCCUCCCCCGCGCCUUCGCAGCAAAAGCCUACUCCGACUCAGGCAAAUCCUACAACAAGUUCCAACCUCGCGACUUCACCAACGACGUCCACUCCGACCAGCGCCUGGACAAGAAGACCUGCGGUCGAAUCGUUCGAGCGGAAGCCGCACAGGCCAACUCCUUCGAGAACUUGCCUUUGUUCGCUGCCGCGGUGGUCGCGGGCAAUGCUGCGGGAUUGGAUGUGGCGACGUUGAAUUAUUGUGCGCUGGCGUAUGUUACCUCGAGAUUUGCGUAUAACCAUAUCUAUAUCUUUCAGGAUUUGGUCCCGGUGCCUCUCAGGACGGCGGCGUGGUUUGCGGGUGUGUGCUCAUGUUUCGCGUUGUUUAUCCAGGCGGGGUGGAAGUACAACAGUCGGACGAUCUUGUAA